This is a messenger RNA of Nothobranchius furzeri (turquoise killifish), 5128 nucleotides long. The record is from RefSeq and is a predicted model, not a curated record. NCBI's taxonomy places the organism in Eukaryota, Metazoa, Chordata, Actinopteri, Cyprinodontiformes, Nothobranchiidae.
GACCGUAACUGAGUAAAUGGAACGGAUACGCCAGAAAAGCGACACGCCCUCUGUUGGCCUGGCGGGGUAUUGCUUUGCAACGCUCCCAGGUGACGGAGAAGUCUGAAGGCCAUGCUGAACGCACGUCUCAGUUACUGUUGUUUCCUCUGCGGAGCCCUCUGCCUUGGGGCCGGUGGUCGGUGGUCGGUGGUCGGUGGCGGCAGCCAGGGCGCUCCUCGGGUAGUGCCCGGGCAGUGGUGGGGUCUCCGCCCUCGCUCCCUGGGCAUCAUGGGCCGGUGCCUUGGCUGCUGCCGUGGAUCUGUUGCUGUCGAGGCAGAUGGCUCCACUGAUGAUGUGUCGUCCAUUACCUGACCCAUCUGAACUCAGCCUACUGUUUACCCUGUUGCUCACGUGUGUGUGUGUGUGUGUGUGUGUGUGUGUGUGUGAGUGUGUGGGUGAGUGUACGUUCACCUUGGAAAUUGGUUGCGGGAGGGGAAGUGUAAUUGUCAAUUGUUUAAUACUUGGGGAGGGGGGCUGGGAUGGGAAUAUGGGAUCUAUGGGGCCAUUUUAAUCUGUGAAGCACUUUGAGUUGCAUUUUUUUGUAUGAAAAGUGCUAUAUAAAUAAAGUUGUUUUGAUUUGAUCAAAGAAUUGAUGAGUUGGAACAAAAUGCUCGAGCCACUUAUCACUGGGCUGGAAACCAAGCAUCGCAGUUAUGCAAGAGCUACAGCAAGAGAUCAAGAAGGCGAGGAUGCACCACCUGAAGAGCUACACACACUGGAGGAACAGGUUAUUUAUUUCUUCAGCAUCAAGAAGAAUAGCUUACACAGGGUGAACGCCUUGAAAUAAUGAUAUUUGAGUGAUGUCGGGUGAACGCCUUAAAAUAAUGACAUUUGGGUGAUGUUGGGGUGAAAAACCCUAAAGUCAGGAUAUUUGGGUGAUGUUGGGAAGAAAACCCCGAAAUGAUGAUAUGUGGGUAACUUGAAGGUAAAAAAAUAAUAAAACUAGAAGCAAUCAUAUCCACGAAAUAAUAAUAAUAAAGGUUAUUAAUGUCAAAAACUUUCUGGUGCAUAAAAAAGGACUCUGCCUGCUGAAGCAGCAGCAGGUCUCUUAAUAAAACAGCAAUCAAUUAAUUAAUUAACUGCCCACAGUUAGCAUAUUGGGCAGACCUCCCCAGGGAGGCUGUGGCUACAAGUAGCUUACCAUCACUAGCAGUGUGUGAAUGUGAGAGUGUGUGAAAGCGUCUUUGGGGGGUCUUGAAAAGCGCUAUAUAAGUUCAAUGCAUUAUUAUUAUUACCAACUUUAGAAUAUGCAAAUUUAGCAGCAUAAUUUGCAUAUUCAACAUAAUUAGCAUAUGCAAAUAUGUUGCAUAUGCAAAUUAUGUUGCCUAGCAACAUGUUGUGCAUCUGCUUUAUCAUAUGCAAAUUAGGCAGGUUCCGAGUGACAUCAUAAAGGGAUACAUUCCAUCACUCACAAAGGCUUAGUCACUCAGACUGUAAGCACCUACUUACUUGCUCUAACAGACAAAACAUCGCAGACAGUAGGAUACACUUUUUUUUGCAGAAAAGCUUGACUUUUAAAUCAGUCUUUCACACAACAAAAUGGCAAUGCUACUCAAUGCCCUGAAAAGAUGUAAUGACUUUUUGUGUCUAGACUGUGAGUCGUGUAAUACGACAAAAGCGGAUGCAGAAACCACCAAGCAGGUGAAGAAACUGGAAAAACAGAAUCUCGAGUCUCAGGUAAAUAAUUUACAAGAUUCUCUUAAGGCUAGAGACGACACCAUCGAGAAAUUAAUAUGUGAAAUAGUUACUUUGAAAGAGAAAUCUGGUCUGAGGCAACUUGAGAUGGAGAAACAGAUGUCAGAAAGCAUUAGAAAACUAGAACAGGACCAACAAGUGGAAAAGGACGCUAUGCAGAAGGUUUACAUGCAACAGCUAGAGGAAAUUGGUGACCUUAAACAAAGGCUUAUUUCAGUAGAGGUGACAAAAGGACUUCAAAGUAAAUUAUUGGAAGAUAAUUCUCACCUAACAAAACAAAUAAGUGCUCUCUUGGAAAACCUGCAAAUUCAACAAGAAAGGAAUAAGGAUUUGGCUUCUGAGUUAAAAGAAACUAGUCUGAUGAAAGUCCAGAUUGAAACCCUGAAGAAUGAGAAUGAAAAGUUAAAACUGAGUGAAUACAGUCUCUCCAGAGCUCUGGAAGAACAAAUCACCCUUCGGGAAACUACAGAGAAGCUAAACAAAGACUUGAAAGAACAAUUAACUAAGAUGGAGCAGGAUUUUACAACUCUCAAGCUACAAGAACAUACCUCUGUUCAAUAUCAGAAAGACGCAUGUGCAAAUCAACAGGCUAAAGAGAAACCCCAGCUUCUGAAAGACGUAGGCUCUAUCUCAGACUUUCUACGAAAUCAGGUGAAAAAAAAUAAUGAUUUGAAAUCAGAAUUAAAUGACAACAGUAAAAUGCUGAAUGAAGAGGAUAAUAGUUUGAAGAUGAGUAAAGGCACUCAAGGUUUCAACUUCAAAGCCACGGCAAACAUUCAACACCUUCAAGACACAAUAAAACCAGACAACAGUGAUUUUAAAAAACAUUGCAGAGAAACAGGAGUAAUCAUUGAAGACGACAGCCACUUGUCUUCUCAGAGAGAGAUCCAGCCGGUUUCUGAAUCAAAUCAUCAACAUUUUGAGGACGAAGAGCCGAGUUGCUCUUAUUCACAAAAUCAGACUCAGAGAGAGUUCUUCUAUACUAUGACACCAGAAGAUUACUAUGAUUUUCUAGUACAAGGAUUUUUGUCAGAACUAGACUAAUUACGAAUUAGUCUAGAAAUAGUCCUAAAGAAACUGUGAAGUGUAGUGUAGUGUGGUAUUUACUACUCUUAAACUAGUAUUAGUGAGGCCAUCGCGGCCCCCUAGGGGCAAUAGGAUUGAUAACGACAGAGAUAAAACAAAUAGAUUAAAAGGUUGUAUCUCAAGCAGUUAAGAUAAAAACCCAUCACAUAAAAGCCAUACGACAGAAACGUGUCUUCAGGUGACUUAAAAACCUGCAGUGAUGGUGACUAGUUAGGGUUAGGAGUAGACUGGUAAUAGUUAGAGGUAGGGUUAGGGUUAGGGAUAAUCCAGUCGUUAAAAUAAGCAACAACUUAGUUGAUUGGCUGAACAUGAAGCUUACGGAAGUGACGUUAUCACGUUAUGAUUUUGAUUGGUCAGAACAAAUUUGCGGUCGUAGUCUUAGCGGUUGUAGUCCUGUAGUCCAAAAAUCAACACUUUUUGGAGAAAAUAUGUUUGAAUUUCUAAAGGAAAUGUAAAAUAUAAGCAAAUGAUAAACGCUGACCCUCAAAAGCUCUUGAUGUUGAUGAAAUGUGGCAAAAUAAAAUAUAAUAACUUUAUUGAAAGACACCAAGCAAUAUUUUGAGUCAAAGAAUGUAUUUAGAUAACAACUAAGGAAAUAUACAGAUGAACUCCACAUUAAUACUAACAGAUGUGGCUUCACAUAUAAGAACUGUUCUAGUUUUUGUCAGCCCGGUGUUGGUUUUAUGCAGUUUCACAUUCUUUACUAAACAAAGACAAUAGUGUUAUAUUAACAAAUUACAAUUAUAAAGAAAACAUUUAGUUGUUAACAAACAAGAAUUUAUUAACAAAACUGCUGAUGUCUUUCCAAAACGUGUGUGUGAAAGCCGAGUAGAUGUGCAGUCUUGUGACGUCAUCAGCAGUCGAAGGACCCCGAGCUGAUCCUGUACCCGAGCAGAUCCUGUACCGACACCGGCAGGGAGGAGAGGAGAACGGGGAAUGCUGCGUCCAGGAGAUUUAUGGGGCACAGGUGAGUAAUCCAGCGGGAUCGUGGAAAAGUCCAAGUAGUCAAUCAGAGGAACCACAGGAAAACCAGAGAAGCUCCAGAAGCUCCAGAAGUCCAAGGAGAUCUUGAGGAGUCAAGGCAAGGUCCACAAAUGAUCCAGGUAAGCACAAGUAUAUCCACAAGGCUUCUAAAAUCCAAAAAUCACUAGAGCUAACCUGGAGACACAUCAUCCGGUGUUGAGAUGUGUUCUCCUCCUCCUCUCAUAGCUGGACCCGCUGAUUAUUAAUGAGCUGCAGCUGGAGCCUCCCUCUCCUGAAACACAGCAGCUCAAAGAUAGAACAAAAAUGAGAGGAGCACUCAUCCCGGCACAUGACACUGAUGAGCAGGGCUGUGUAUUUGCUGCUAUCCUGGGGGACGUCUCAGCUCCCAUCCCACUAACGUUUUUAGUUCAUGAGUGUUGUAACCAGUGUGGGACUUUGGUUCUCUGUCAGAAUUAUGUUAAAAGAGUAAGAGGGAAAGCGUUGUAAUACUUAGAGAGGAAGCAAAAAUUUCCCUGUGUGUGUGUGUGUGUGUGUGUACCGGUUUAUACAUGGAACCGAAAUGGUUACACCCCCCGCGCACCACGAUUGGAAACCUUUCUAGGGGAAACACUGUGCCGUGUAAGUUGUGGGUUUAGGCUACUGGUGUUGGUUCUUUGCUGGACACCAUACUUGAGCUGGUGUUACCACAAGGGGCAGGAUCUUGUUCAGCGUUUCCUCAUAGUUUGAAUAAGUAAGUUCUGCUGAUUGCUAGUUCUAAAGUUUAUUGAAAUAUGAAAUGAGAUGUUCGUAAAGGUAACAAUAAAAGUUUGUAAGUUUAAGAUUUUGUAUAAAUACAUUAGGUUCAGCUGGUCACUCCAUGGUACAUCCUGGGUUCUGUUUACUACUUUUAGAUUAGGGCUGGGCAAUAUAGGGAGCCUAAGUCACUUCCGGACAACGGGUCCCCGGAAGAACGAAAAAAAAAAAGGAAUACAAGCCAACGGGGCUACAAACGCUAUUUUCUAAAUCCGCUUGUUUUGUGUCAUGGAUUUCACAUAUGAUGUCCAUGAACUUCGAAGAAGCAUUUUGAUACCAAGAACAAGCUUUUUUUCAAACGGGGAAAUGCUAUUUUAGAUUUUGUGUAAAAAUAAAUCCAGGACUACAAAUGCGCUUCACGAGAGUGACGUCCUCAAACCAGACACAGAGAAAACUUAGGAAAAAGGGCUGUAAGUUCAGCAAAGUUCGGCAACGGGGAACCAGGAGAUGGGAACGGGCAAGCCGUGGGGGCCGGCGACGGGGAAUCAGGAGGCGGGAACGGGCAAGUCGUGGGGGCCGGCGACGGGGAACC